GUAGCCAGGCCCUUUCUCAUUUGCAUCUAAUCCGUAAAUGCUCUGGCAGGUUCCAUAUUGUUGUUGUUCUUAUAUGCUGUGGUGGUUUGCGAACUCAGUACCUAAUUGGAGGUCUAUAUACGUUUCACCGUGGCUCUAUACAAAAAGUUAUCAUGUUUGUAUGUGUGAUUGGUUGCACGACAAUUAAGAUAAGGGUCCCCCAUUAUCAAAUGAACGUUCGCCUGCCUACCAAGCCAGGACAAAGCAGCCACCAAAUCAAUAAUUUGUCUUUUAGCUAUAUUUUAGAGAGAGAUGGAUUAGAAGACUGAAAACAGCUGAAAACUGGUUCUGUCGGGCAGUAACAAAAAUCCACAUACCAGCACCUCUAACGCACAGUAUAUCAUCGUUGUUUCAUAUAUACAAAAACUGAAAUGUAAGACCAUCAAUUGGCCAUUUUAUGGGAGGUUAUGUGCAGGACUGUUUUUUGAUUUGUUGUUUUUUCCCUUUUUGUACAGAUUUUAAAAGCUUUAGAGAUACGGCUAUGUAUACUUUGUUUCAUUCAGCCAGAGCUCUAGCUUUGGAUUUUAGGGAAAGUCAGAAAAUGUGACCAUGGUGUUGACAAAUGCUGACAAAACUGACCUCUGAUAUGCAAACAAAAGUGUUUUUAUUGAUGCAGCUCUGUUGAGGUAGGUCUUGAUGGGCUUCAGGCCAACACAUCAUCAUUCCACAUCUGUGAUGUGAAAGGCUGCUGGAGCCCAGAGUGGUUUUAAGUUUCAGGCAGAAACCCAAAGGGUGAAGUUCAGAGGGCAAUCGUUUGUGCUUGCGUGACAUGUUUCACUGACUCUUAGAUGUUGGCUAUUUUUUGUCUUUCUGCUCCUUUUUGUCUGUCUUGGCUGUUUGUUGUUCUUCACAGAUAAUCCUUCGUUUAUAUAACCAUAGUUUACAUCAGACUUAAGACUGUCCACAUUUGAAAAUGCAGGUGUCCUGACCAGAGAAUGGUUCAAAGCAAGUCAAAGGCCAGAAACGUAUGGUUCACUUUAGAGUGGCCUGCCGUUGCAUAACAGCCGGCACCCACUGUGUCAGUAUGUUGUUUAUGUAACCAUGACUUAAAUGCAGAGAGGAGGGAGAAAUAAUUCUUAAAGAAAGAACAAGAUCGCAUGUCUGUUAUUGAACGCAGCUGCAUUAACUAGAAGCCUGCUGUUAAUGUUGUUAAUUUCUUAAUCUGUCCACGUUGUUUGCUUCCUCUAUUUUCUGUUCUCCCUUUUGAAUUUCUGCAUUUUUUGAUUUUAAGAAUAUUUAGGAUCUUCUGAAUACAAACACAAGUUCCAGAGAGGAGCUGCAAGACUUGUAAUGCAAACAGCUAUACUGGCUCUGUUUUACCAAGUUCCUUUAGCCUAGUACCAUUCUUAGACACUUCAGUCUGAUUCAGCAGAAAUAAUGGACCCAUCCUCUCAUACAUUAGUUGAUCUGUAGAGGCAGGCUUGGCAAGCACUCAGGGCAGCCGCUGUGGCCUGUGGACAGGGACUUCUGUUGUACCUCAGAUGCUGCAUAGUGACAGAGGAGAAACUGUGAUUCUGAUAGAGGAGAGAUAAGGGCCACUGGAACUCUGAAGUGUCUCUUCAGUGGUCCACAUAACCACUGCAAAGGUUGGUGUCAACUGUACAUGCCCUGAUUGUGGGGUUGUUCUGCCUGUACAUCCUGUGGUUCGAUGAUGCAGUCAACGCCAAUCCCGUCUGGGGUGACCCGAGUCUCGUCAAACUAAAUGUAGCCAUAACCUGUGGUUACCUCCUUUAUGACCUUGUGCUGCUGGCAUGUAAUUGGAGCACUAUGGGGGACAGUUUUUUUGUCUGUCACCACUUGGCGGCGCUCUAUGCAUAUGGUUAUGUGCUGACACGUGGCGUGCUUCCCUACUUUGCCAACUUUCGUCUCAUUUCAGAGUUGUCCACACCAUUCGUGAACCAAAGGUGGUUCUUUGAAGCAUUAAAGUACCCCCGCUCACACCGGCUGGUGGUUUUAAAUGGCAUUGCCAUGUCAUUGGUGUUUUUCCUGGUGCGCAUUGCUGUCAUGCCAUCUUACUGGGCCAGUGUCUUUGCCACCUUUGGCACUCCAGACUUUGAGCGGCUGGGCUUGGGUGCCCAGGUGGCCUGGAUCACGUCCUGCAUCGCCCUGGAUAUCUUAAACACUGUCUGGAUGUAUAAGAUCACUCGUGGGUGCUACAAGGUCCUGACCGGGAGAGGAGGACGAAAGGUCAAGGAAGGAAUGGAGGCAUCGUCUUCCUCAGACAGGAAGCAGGUCAACAAUCACACAGACUAAAGAAAUGUAGAACAAAGGAUAUGUAGACAUGGACAUGAAUAGGAAGGGAGGCUGGACGACCUCACAGCCUCUCUCUUUUGCUUUGACCGACCCGCACAAGCUUGAAUCUCCCAGUCUCAGCGCUCGACCUCCUUCUCAGCAACUGGACCGGCUUAGAGUCCUCAGGUUCUGACCCCGACAUGGGACAAGGUCCUGUUCUUUGACUCGCCAGAACACCAGCUUCUGUAGCCUCAAUGUUUUCACUGACAGGUAAGCAUUGCGCUGGGUCGGUCUCAGACAACAAGGUAGAACUCACAAGCACACUUUCAACUCUGUCACUUCCCUCUUUCGUCCCCACCACCAUUCUGCUCUCAUUUACCCUCAGUCUUCCCUCAUGCCCAACUUCAGCCAAAGCCGAAUUCUCUGAAGUGCCUGUGAAAGACAGGAAAGCAAUAAUUGUGGAGGACUAAGAUCUCAAAGUCUAACAGAGCUUCGUCCUUCAGAAGACAACCAUCUCUUGCUUGCUAUUGCUCCUGAACGACCAGCGGCUUCUUCUGCUGUUCAUACUCCGUCCACACUUGAGGAGACGUGGCCCACAGUGACGAACUCUCUCACCAGAUCCAUACAGCGUUUCGGAAAUCUAUAGGGCUCUUGUCUUAAACUUAUCAGACCUCACAAAAAGAGACAGCAAAACACCAUAAUGCCUCUUCUACAGUAUCACCUGCUGUGACCUCCUUGUAACAAGUGGCACCUGCCUAUAUCACCAGCCAUGCCCCUCCAACCUUCUCACAAUUUGGAUUAUAUGUUAAAAACUAGGAAUACACUUGCAGGAGAGAGAAAGACACACUCUCCAACAUCCUUAGCUUCUCAUGAGAUGAUUUUGCCUUUUUAGUAUUCAUUGGGUUGAUUCACAGCGCUGUACUUUGCCGUCUUUAUUCUCUUAUUUUAUACAGCCAGAAGUUGUAAGCGGUUACAGUAACUUGUCUAAUUCAUAUUCCAUCCAUUGCAACCCUCUGCCUCACUGGAUACUCCACCAUCCAGCUUGUGGUUUUGUUCUACCUCUCCUCCUGCCUUACAAAGACUUUCUCAAUCCCAUAGUAAUGAGAUAAUCAACAUUUUUGUUUUGUCUCUACUGUAAAAGUGAUUUUAGCAUUUAAGAUAUUAUAUGUUGUCACGUCACUGAUUCGGAGAGACUUCCUCGUUUCUCUGUCAGCCUCUUCAGAGCACCAUCACUUUUCUCACCAGGUUUUAUGCUUGCAUUUGUCUCUUUUUAAAAUGAGUAGAACAAGUUCACGCUCUAACCUGUAUGUGUGAACUUGUGAACUCUGCUCCGUUCCUCAAGUUUGCACACUCAUAGGACAGCGUGUGCAAACUGUACACUGUAUUUGAUGCCCUUCUAAAACACAGACAUGGUGCUCAAAUGCUAGCAGUAUGACAUUCUUCAAAGGUUUCUAGCUAGUAAUUAAUUGGAUUUACCAAUCUGUGACAACAACAGGCCAUCACUGUCAAAAGCAAUGUGAAGUCUGCAUGUUUUUGUUUCCUGUAUAAAGUGUAUCAUCACUAUAGAGCAUGGUAAGAUUGACAUAUUUCUGUGAUGCCUUAGUGAAUAGUGUCGAUAGAUGAAUAAGAUCUUAAUAUUAAUUGCAUUAAGCUAAUCGUUAAAAGGGGUUUGUCUUCCAAAACAGUGAAUGUUUUUGCCUCUCAGAUACUAAAUGCAUGUACUUUUGAUUCCUUUCUCUUCUCUUUGCAUGUCUGUAUAGCAUAUAUACAUACAGUAGCUAUGCAGGUACCUUUGGUAUGCUGUAUGGCCAACUCACUAGUCAUUGCCAUCAGCUCUAUGGCAGUCAGCAUUACUUGGUUUUGCAGAUACAUUCAUUCUUGUCAUUGUACAGUCUAAUAACUACAUAGCUGAUGUAAUGGCAGACAGAGAUACAAGAGGAUAUUUCAGAUUGGGCUUUUGUUGCAAAACUAGAAAUUUACUAAAGACAAGCUCACAUGUUUACUCCUGUUUCCUUUUUUCUUAAAAGGGUACACAAACGACUUAGGAUUGCAUUCCUGUAACACAACCACAGAUUUUAGCCAGGUUUCCAUCUAAAUGUAGUGCAUAACAAUUAAUGCAUAUUGAAUAUUAUGAAUAUUAGGAGUUGGUACAUCAAGUUGAGGGUUUAUUUCAGUGUUUUCAGUUAUGUAUGAAAACUGGUGGGUGGAAAUGCACUUUUUAUUCCACACAUUAUUUUUCCUCAUCAGGACUUUGUGUCUACAUUACCCAAAAUGCAAUUCAAUCACCGUCAGUUCUGUUGAGAUUUGAGUGUGUCAAGGUAGCAGCAGCUAAUGUAGCCUCGAGCCACUAGCGUCAAGCAGGGAUGAUGAGCGGGCUACAGAAGUCCACACCCCACCAUCAUUCUUUUUUCUUUUCCUUUUUUUUUUCUGUUUCAAACUCUCCAGCCCCAGUUGACACUGACUCACAUGACAUCAUGUGAGGACUUCACGCAGCUCCCUAUUAGUGCUCCUUGAGACACGUAAACAGACUUUGAUGUAUAAAAUCGCUGGAGUUGCCCUUUAAGUCUUUGUAUCUCUAGUUGGAUAGAUAGCUAUAAUAGUGUGAGAAUGUCUGGUGUUUUCACUGUGGAUCUAUAAAGCACACUCCCUGUGGAGCAAUAACUCAGUGAUCUCCUGUAUUUCUGUCUGUCACCACAGAGGAGGGGCUACAGUAUCUUGUGCCUUUAUACAAAUGGUGGAUAUGAUGCAGCCAGAUUUGGAUUAGCAUGACCUUUCUAAUGUAAUACCCAGUGAUUAUUUUCUCUGUAUUUCAUAUGUAUACUCUCUGUAUAUAUAUUUUUAUAAUCUGCCUGCACAAUGAUUAAUCCGGCCAAGUAUUAUAAUCCAAAGCCGAUCCUUCUCGGGGAGCUUGUUUCAUGUUGAUUGUUGUGCUCUGCUCAAUGGAGGGGUACGUCUCUGUGAAUGUUGUGAUGGGCUAUUUAGUGGCAUUAAGAUAAGCUCACAUUGUCGAAGAUGAUAAGAAUGGAAAUCAAACUGUACUUUUUGAUUUAUGCUCUUUAACAAAUGAGGAAGGCUAACUUCUCAUUUCUCCAGCCUCCUAAACUCAAAGCUGUGAAUAGUUGAGGAAUAAACCUGUAAUAUUGUUCAGUGACAGCACUAUGAAGAUGAGACUACAGUGUUUGAGAUUUCCUGAAACUGGCUGAGCAGUGAUGCCAUUACUCUCGUAGCAGCAUCCUGUGCUUUUGAAUGAGUUUAGACUGAGACUGCACUCAAAUGGAGGUCUCAUGCACAAAGUGAAAACUCUUAAGAGUUACAGGAUAUUGUGUGGUUGUCUGUGUACUGGUCAGACUGGGAUUUUUUUGUACUUGUCAGGGUUUUCUACAGAAUAUAUUUCGAGACCUGCUAUUUGUGCUGUAUCUCACGCCAUGGGGCUAUUUGAAAACAGAAUGAAUUAAUGGUGAAUUUGAUAAGGCUGCUAUUGGAACAAACCCACUGGCUUUGUUUCUUUGGGGAGGCCACCAUUCAUUAUAUAAUGAAUAUCUAUACCUAUAUAGCAUAAAGGUAUAUACAAAUCGGUAUAUAUCUGUGAUCCAGUAUUGAAACCAGAUGCACACUGUACUAUUUAAACCUCUGUUGUGGUCAUAUUCUUUGUUCAUUUGGUUGACAGGAUGUCAUUUUGGCAUCAGAAUCUGGUACUUCAGCUGUGCUUUCUGUCGGUCUUCCCAAGGUUACAUGGUACUUAGGCAAAUAGUAUUUUGCCUUAUUUUUUUUUUCUUUCUUCAAAUUAAAUCCUAGUUGUGCAAUGACAUCGAAUGGAUUGAUUGAAUUUCAGUUUUAUGUGGAUGACAACACUUGUAAAAUGUUGAAGGAUGGCUGAAAAAAUUGCAGACAAACUAAUUAUCACAGAAAAAAAAUGUCUCGAAUGACUUGCUAGUGUAGCGUUAUCUUUCUUCCCUUGUCUAUUUUUAUUUUGUCUUUUAAUGCAAUGCAAUUUCUUGUUUUGAUCUGUCUAUAUUUUCUGGAGAUUUUAAUGUGAAACAGCCUACACUACACACACACACACAGCCUUUAGGGUCCAUGUCUGAGCAUUACCUUGGGACUUGGAUUGUAGCUGUCUACAAUGACCACUACUAAUGAUGAUGAUGUAACUGUAGUGCUGAAAGCUGAGACUUACUUGAAAGUGUUGCUCUUCAAUAAAGUUGAAGACAGGAAACUAA
This is a messenger RNA of Scatophagus argus, 6488 nucleotides long. It is a transcript of the gene tlcd4b, whose product is annotated as TLC domain containing 4b. NCBI's taxonomy places the organism in Eukaryota, Metazoa, Chordata, Actinopteri, Scatophagidae. The transcript has 6 exons. The record is from RefSeq and is a predicted model, not a curated record. Gene Ontology annotation, cellular component: endoplasmic reticulum; membrane. Gene Ontology annotation, biological process: lipid homeostasis. Bases 1807 to 2292 code for a protein of 161 amino acids.